GCUCUUACUACUAAGAUAAGAGCUCUUCUAUUUCCACAGGGAAGAGACUUUAAUGGGGUGGUUUUUGAGCAUCAACGGAAUGUAAAAUAUCAGGUAAUGUUGGAUGAACCAGUGGAGAACUAGUUCUAUGCUAACUAGUUUAGACCUAUGUAUGACGGAUAGUUGCAGAAAAUGAUUGUAUUAUGAUCAUUUGUGGAUUUGAUCAACAGAUUCAAUUUUUGGCCUCUCUAUCAAGUUUUGAGGUUGAUAUGUCCUAUAAGAGAGUCAAGGGAGCCUUUAAUGAGGUUAUUUUUGCAACAUUUCUUCCUGACCAUAACAAGGUUUUCACACUGCUCCAGGUCUUUAUCAAUCAGGAAACAGCUGAAAGCUAUAGACUUUUAUUCCAACAAGUAUUCUCUCUUAUUUCUGAAGUAUGUGAAAGACCAGUUGAGUUCCAUUAUUUACAUAAUAGUGGAAUAAAAGCUGUUGUGGUUGAUAUGGAUGCAAAACAGAUGUCCGGUCUUGGCCACUAUCUCCAAUCUCUUGAUCCAUUAUGUCGACCGUGGACAUGGCAGCUAAAAAAUAUUGUUAUUUUUUGCCAUGUCCACUUCAAGCGAACAAUCACUAGACUAUUGGGAUCAGAUAGAGAUUUAGGAUCUGAAGAGCUGUAUCAUUCUCCCUGGUUUAGAAUGAAAAGUCUUCUAUCUUGUGAGAGUGAAGAUGACUAUUAUCAUUUGAUUGCACUUUUACAAGAUAAUGAGAGUCCAGAGAUUGUUCAGUGGGCUGAGCAUAAAAAACACCCUGUUAUUGCAGCUGGUCUAAAUAAGGCUUGUUCCUUGAUGAAUCCUACCUUUUUUGAGUCUACAAGGAAUAUUACAAAUGCUGUUGAGCAGAGUCAUUACAAGUCAUACUGGAUGGGUGUGUAUGAUUCUUUGCUUGGUGCCACAUUGGGGUCUUUCACCAUUGAUCAAUGUGAUAUUGAUCAGUACAAUGCCAGAGUGGCCUUUGGAAUCUAUCACAAUUCCAGAGAUAAUAGUCUUGAGACCCAAUAUUACAAUCAUUUGGGCAAUGAGAAUGCAUGAAAAAGAAAACAAAUCAAUCAUUCAGAUUCUCAACAGUCAGAUGUAGGAGAUGAAAUCCUAUUCCAGUCCAGCUCCUCUGGCUUUAUACCUGCAAGAAGAAGAGGUAGCUCUCAAUCUUCUAGAGGUCAGGCUUCACAGUCACCAUCUGUGGUAUCCUUAAGGUCAAGACAAUCUGUCAAUUCUUCAUCUGCAAGGUCAUCAGUUCAAGCACAGUAGGUCAUCUCAUAGAA
Molecule: messenger RNA, 1291 nt
Organism: Aspergillus glaucus CBS 516.65
Lineage: Eukaryota; Fungi; Ascomycota; Eurotiomycetes; Eurotiales; Aspergillaceae
Exons: 7
Coding region: 183-1061 (292 amino acids)
Source: RefSeq, a predicted model, not a curated record